Molecule: messenger RNA, 1979 nt
Organism: Suillus subaureus
Lineage: Eukaryota; Fungi; Basidiomycota; Agaricomycetes; Boletales; Suillaceae
Product: NOL1/NOP2/sun family-domain-containing protein
Exons: 6
Coding region: 295-1689 (464 amino acids)
Biological process (GO): rRNA base methylation; maturation of LSU-rRNA
Cellular component (GO): nucleolus
Molecular function (GO): RNA binding; rRNA (cytosine-C5-)-methyltransferase activity
Source: RefSeq, a predicted model, not a curated record
CUCACUUAUAUUCUUGGCUAAAGUUUUUUGUCUUGCAGCGAUGACCUUUUACGAGGGGACCCGGAAGAACUGGAUCUUGGCUCAGACGACGAGGAAGUCGAACUGCUCCCACAAAAAGGCCGUAAAUCUAAACAGGCUGAACGUCCAACCAAAAUUAUUCCAACAGCUUCAGAUGAAGACUCCGAUGAUGAGUCCGACAACGAGGACGGGCCAAUUACUGGCAAGAACAUUGAAUCCCGCUCUCGUGCACUCGAUGAAAAGGCUCUUCGUGAGGCGGAGCUUGAUAUCGAGGAGAUGCAGGAUGCUGCCUUGGAGGGCAGCGACGAGGAGAUUGACAUGGAAGGGGAGGAAGAAACUGCAGAGGCAUUUCACUUACCUACAGCUGAAGAGAGAGCAGAGGAGAAAAACCAUGUUGCUGAUAUCCAUGUCGUUCAGCGGAGGAUGCGAGAAUGUGUCCGUGUCUUGGGCAAUUUCAGAAAACUGGGCGCGAAUGGCCGGUUACGGUCAGAAUAUGUCGAGCAGCUCGUCUCCGACAUCGCUAGUUACUACGGGUAUAAUGAUUUUCUUGCCGAGAAGUUAUUCCAGCUAUUUCCAGUUUCUGAGGCUAUCGAGUUCUUCGAAGCAAAUGAGGUAUCAAGACCGGUGACUAUCCGAACAAAUACACUCAAAACACGUAGACGAGACCUUGCACAAGCCCUCAUUAAUCGUGGUGUCAACCUCGAGCCGAUAGGCAAAUGGACUAAUGUUGGUCUCCAAGUUUUCGAAAGCAGCGUACCCAUAGGUGCGACACCUGAGUAUCUCUCUGGUCACUAUAUGCUUCAGGCAGCUUCUUCAUUCCUUCCCGUCAUCGCAUUAAAACCUCAACCGAACGAGCGUGUACUUGACAUGGCAUCUGCCCCUGGAGGCAAGACGACGCAUAUCGCUGCACUCCUACAAAAUACCGGCAUUGUUUUCGCCAAUGAUGCCAACAAAGCACGGACAAAGAGUCUGACGGCGAAUGUGCAUCGUCUAGGGUGCAAAAAUGUCAUCGCCUGUUCAUACGAUGGUCGGGAGUUUCCAAAGGUAAUGGGUGGGUUUGACAGAGUCCUUCUGGAUGCGCCAUGUAGCGGGACUGGUGUUAUCAGCAAGGACUCGAGUGUGAAGGUCAACAAGUCUGAGCGUGAUUUCCACCUCCUCUCGCACCUUCAGAAGCAGCUUAUCCUCUGCGCCAUUGACAGUGUCUCUCCUGAUUCUAAAACGGGAGGAUUUCUGGUCUACUCCACGUGUUCCGUCACUGUUGAUGAAAACGAGGCUGUUGUCGAUUAUGCGUUGCGAAAACGCCCGAACGUGAAACUGGUGGAUACUGGUCUCGGCUUUGGUAGAGAUGGCUUUACAAAGUAUCGCGGAAAGACCUUCCACCCGAGCGUGAAGUUGACAAAGAGGUUUUACCCCCAUGUGCACAACAUGGAUGGGUUCUAUGUCGCAAAAUUCAAGGUGGAAAAACGGGCCAAGAUAAAAGCUGGUACGCAGGAAACCGGGUCGACCAAUGCAGUGGAUGCAGAUGAACAGCAAGACGUUGGAUUUGAUUCUGACGAAGACAAGGCGUUCAUUGAAGAGGGCAAACGUAUUCAGAUGAAGGCCAAGGGUCUGCGCGUACCUCGCAGACGACAGUCAGAUAUAGCAGGCAAGGUGGUGAAAGCAGCCGCAUGAUAUACGUCAGCGGUGCUUGUUGCAUAUAUCUCAACGAGUAUCACACAUGAUCUUCAUCCCAAAAUACACACAUCAUUAGUCUGCCGUUGCGGCAGAACACAUAAUGUAUCCAUUUUGUGCAUGAUAAGACAUUUCGAAGAAGUUUUUCGGUGGCAGAUGACUGAAAUACCUUGCAAGGAAACCCAAGCGAAUUUCUGACUACAGCCGGCAGGAUAUAGCUGGUGAAUCGGCGGAGCCGGUCCACAAGCAGCUGCGAGAGGGCGCGGGAGGUUGCUAGGUGGUCCCAGGUA